AUGGAGCAAGAGAAAAACUUGUUGGUCUCAGAUUCUAAAUGCUUCACCAAAAGGAUGAGUUUGCAAAGCUCUUUUACAGGAGAUGAAAGUAAGAAUAAUUUAGAAACUACUCAACACAAUAACCAUAAGGCAGAUAAAGAGAGACCCUCAAAAUGGUCUAAAAGAGAUGGCCUGCAAAAUUGUAAGCAUGAGGAUACAAAAGAAAUACCACUGACAGGGUCCCAAGGAGAUGAAACUCAGUGUAAUAGUUUCUAUGGGAAUAAUGGCAAGUCAGAGAAUCGCAAAAAUUCUACAGGAAAAGAGGAAGAAAAACCCAAUGAUGGGGGAUGGGACCCAGGAGAACACGCCAGUGCCUCUGUCCAGCAGAAUUCAUUCUUCAGAGACAAACCCUACAAAUGUUCUGAAUGUUGGAAAAGUUUCAAUAACAGUUCUCAUUUGCGUGCUCACCAACGGACCCAUUCAGGAGAGAAACCUUAUAAAUGCUCUGAGUGUGGGAAAUGCUUCAGUAACAGCUCUCACCUGAUUCAACAUCUGAGAACACACACAGGAGAGAAGCCUUACCAGUGUGGAGAAUGUGGGAAAAGCUUCAGCAAUACUUCCCAUCUUAUUAUCCAUGAGAGGACUCACACAGGAGAGAAACCCUAUAAAUGUCCUGAGUGUGGUAAGAGUUUCAGCAGCAGCUCUCACCUGAUUCAGCAUCACAGGUUACACACUGGUGAAAAACCAUAUGAAUGUGCUGUUUGUGGGAAAUGCUUCAGCCACAGUUACGUCCUAAUAGAACAUCAAAGGACUCAUACCGGAGAAAAACCUUAUCAAUGCCCUGACUGUGGGAAGGGUUUUAGUCAGAGUUCCAGCCUGAUUCGCCACCAGCGGACACAUACAGGUGAGAAGCCCUACAAAUGUAAUGAGUGUGGAAAAAGCUUUGGUUGUAAUUCUACUCUAAUAAAGCAUCAAAGAAUACAUACAAAAGAAAAACCCUACCGGUGUACAGAAUGUGGGAAGAAUUUCAGUCGAAGUUCAAACCUUAUUGCACAUCAGAAAACACACACAGGAGAAAAACCCUAUGAAAAUUCAGAUUGUGAAGAAAGUUUGAGUCAGAACUGCAGUGUGAUAGAAGAAUGUCGGACCCAUUCAGGAGAGAAGCCAUAUAAAUGUUGUGAAUGUGGAAAGAGUUUUGGUCUCAGCUCCCAUCUCAUCAGACAUCAGAGGACACAUACGGGAGAAAAACCUUACAGGUGUUCUGAGUGCUGGAAAACUUUUAGUCAGAGUUCCACCCUGGUGAUUCACCAAAGGACACACACAGGAGAGAAACCUUAUAAAUGUCCUGAUUGCAAUGAGUGCUUUAGUCAAAGCUUUAACCUUAUCAGGCACCGGAGGACUCACAUAGGAGAAAAACCUUACAAAUGUACCGACUGUGAAAAAUGCUUCAGCAGAAGUGCCUACCUCAGUCAGCAUCGGAAAAUUCACAUACAAAAAUCUUUUCAGUCUCCUGAGGUUGAAGGUUUUCCUCCUGAAUGGACUUGGAAAGACUGUUCAGGGGAACUGGCCAUCAUCUCAUCAUUUUCAGUCCCAAAUUCAUCUUCCUCUUAA
This is a messenger RNA of Pipistrellus nathusii (Nathusius's pipistrelle), 1590 nucleotides long. NCBI's taxonomy places the organism in Eukaryota, Metazoa, Chordata, Mammalia, Chiroptera, Vespertilionidae. The record is from the annotation of a GenBank genome assembly.